Molecule: messenger RNA, 252 nt
Organism: Pieris macdunnoughi
Lineage: Eukaryota; Metazoa; Arthropoda; Insecta; Lepidoptera; Pieridae
Source: the annotation of a GenBank genome assembly
AUGCAGAGUCGAUUUGAAGUCAUAUACUGUUUUUUUGGUUACUUUCUAGCACCAAGCAGAAGAGAAGGUGCGCGGGCGCUGCGCGAUCGAUGCGGCGGCGGCGGCGGGAAGCGGCGGCGUGCGGGGGCGGGCGGGCGUGGCGAGAGGCGGCGCGCGGCGGCCAUUCGCUUGCCGCUCGGCCCGCCUUCGCGCCGCCCCGCGCCACCCCGCACGGCCCUCGUCGCUCAGUGCUUCGCGAGCCCUCGUCGCUGA